This is a messenger RNA of Lineus longissimus, 3276 nucleotides long. Its product is annotated as transcription factor IIIB 90 kDa subunit-like. The transcript has 14 exons. Lineage: Eukaryota; Metazoa; Nemertea; Pilidiophora; Heteronemertea; Lineidae. The coding region runs from base 224 to 2350 and encodes 708 amino acids. Gene Ontology annotation, biological process: DNA-templated transcription initiation; transcription preinitiation complex assembly; transcription by RNA polymerase III. The record is from RefSeq and is a predicted model, not a curated record. Gene Ontology annotation, cellular component: transcription preinitiation complex; transcription factor TFIIIB complex; nucleus. Gene Ontology annotation, molecular function: RNA polymerase III type 3 promoter sequence-specific DNA binding; TBP-class protein binding; RNA polymerase III general transcription initiation factor activity.
CAGCAGUUCAAAAUUCCCGCCGGAUAAUACCGAGAAUUUCAGUUCCUCAUUCUACCGCCAGGUUAUCGCGCUGUGAAUAGUUCAUCAAUUAGCUACCAGGUAGCGCGCAAAGAAAAGCUUUCCUAGCGAUUUUGUCCUGUAAAACAAUCUUUUAUAGUCAUUUUGCGCUUUAUGAAACACUGAAAUAGAAUUGGGAAGUUUUUGCAAUAAUAUUGAUCCGACCAUGUCGAGCGCCAAGGGUACCUCCAAGGUGUGCACACACUGCGGUAGCAGUGACAUCGACACCGACUCGGCAAGAGGAGACGCUGUCUGUACGAACUGCGGCUCCGUUCUUGAGGACCAGAUCAUCGUCUCUGAGAUCCAGUUCCAGGAGAACUCAAUAGGUGGCACAUCUGUCAUUGGACAGUACGUCUCCAGCGAAGGCAACAAAUCGCACAGUUUUGGACCUGGCUUCCAUCACGGCUUUGGGAAGGAGUCCCGUGCACUGACUCUCCAGAAUGGUAAAAAGAAGAUCCAGCAUGUCGGUGGACAGCUGAAACUGAAUCAACACUGUAUUGAUACGGCGUACAACUUCUUCAAGAUGGCUGUCAGUCGUCGUCUGACCAGAGGGCGUAGGACCACACAUGUUGUUGCAGCCUGUCUGUACUUGGUCUGCAGGACUGAGGGCACACCACAUAUGUUGCUUGACUUUAGUGAUGUUCUUCAGACGAAUGUUUACAACUUGGGUAGAACAUAUCUACAGUUGUCAAGGGAACUCUGCAUCAAUGUGCCAGUCUUGGAUCCAUGCCUGUACAUCCAGAGGUUUGCCCACCGCCUUGAAUUUGGUGACAAGACACAUGAAGUCUCCAUGACGGCAUUGAGACUGGUGCAGAGAAUGAAGAGAGACUGGAUACAUGCUGGGAGGAGACCGUCUGGCUUAUGUGGGGCUGCUCUUUUGGUCGCGGCAAGAUGGCACGAUUUCAACCGAACGCUCAGGGACAUUAUAAAAGUGGCUAAAGUUUGUGAAUCGACAAUCCGAAAACGAUUAACCGAGUUUGAGGAGACGCCGUCUAGUCAGUUGACAAUCGAUGAAUUCCAACGGAUUGAUUUGGAGGAGGAGCAUGACCCACCGUCGUUCACUGCCGGGAAGAAAAAAGCGAAACUUGCUCAGUUCGAUGAUGGUAAACUUGGAGAGGUGAACAGCGAAAUAACGGAGAUGCAGGCCGAGAUCGAGCGAGCUUUGGAAAGUAACAGGUUAAAGAAGCCAAAAGAUUCUGACUCUGCCAGUGUUUGCUCUAGUACAAUCAGCUCGUUAGACCUGGAAACGGAACUUACUGAAUCAUUUAUUGAAAAGGAAAUCAUGGAGGAUGUAUUAUUGUCAACAGAAUCAGACAUUCAUGAACGGACUAGUGAACCGAUUGCGGGAACUAGUUCAAGACAAGGAUAUGAAUGCAAAAGUGCCAAUCCGAACUCGCCAAAAAACACUGUUGAUACUGAUGUGUCUCAAUCACCAAAGGUUGAAUUUGAUAUCGAGGUGGAUAAGUUCGAGUUGGACAGUGCUUUGAUGCCGCCACCGUGGGACGGCGCACCAAGUGGUAUUCAGGGGCCACGGCCAACCGCGGCUAGUUUAGGACUCAAGGAGUCGAUAGAGGAGUGUCUUAAAGUACCGGAGAGUGUUGAUGAUGAGGAGGACGGGGGUGAGCUGGAUCUCACCGAUAUUGAUGACCAAGAAAUUGAUCAGUUGUACCUUUUGAAUCCCGAAGAGAUCGAGGUGAAGACGAGUAUCUGGACGAUGGCCAAUGCUGACUAUCUGAAGGAACAGAAAGAGAAGGAGGAGAAAGAGGCCCAUGAUAAGGAGAUGGGUAUAACCAAACCAGAGAAAAAGAAAAAGAAGACACGUAAAAAGCAACAGAUACAGGCGAACACUGCCGGUGAGGCAAUAGAGAAAAUCUUGCAGGAGAAAAAGAUCUCGAGCAAAAUAAACUAUGAUGUGCUGAAGGAUUUAAACAGGGUAUCCGAGUUAAAGAAGGACACUGAGACAGUGAGCAAAGUUGAGGUUGUCCCUGUGGAGGAGGAUGGGCCGGUCCCACCUAAGCCAUCAUUUGAAAGGCGGUUCAAGAGAAAGAGUGUGUCCAUUGAUACAAAACCAUUCCUGGAUGGUAUGUCCAUCAAACAACCCAAGCUCGACGACAAGAAAGACGACAUUGUCAUCGAGUCUGGACCGAUUGAAUACGCCAGUGUGAAAGACGAAGAUGGUGAAAUUGAAGAGGAAGACUAUGAAGAGGAGGAUGAACACAUGAGUGCUGCUCAGUUGAUGGGACAUGGAGGUGUUGACGAAUAUGUAGAAGCUUAUGAAGAAGAUGACUACUAAACAGGGCUCAGGAACUCAAGGCAGCAUUACUCAGUUUGGUCACAUCAGUUGUAUCUCAUGAACUGUUUACUACUUACUUUAAUGUACAGUAUGCUGCAUAUUUUAUUUAUUUUUGUAACUUAAUUGAGUCAUAAUGUUAUUUUAUACGAAGUAACAAAUGUAUUGAUCAAACUGUAGAGCAGUUUUUUAUUGGAGUGAUUGGUCACUUGUGUGUGCAUGUCAUUGGAUGUCCUUUGCACCUAAUCGGAAUUUUGACCCCUCAAGUCAAUCAUUGUCAUUAUCUGUAUGUGUGUUGUCGUACUUGUCAUUCCUGUUCAAAAAGGAAGGACGAUUUAUCUCGGAAGUGGUGAAUCCAGUGCAGUUGCUAAUUUAUUCGUGCAAUAUAGCUUUGAUAGGUCUUGGGACUAUAGGUAAGAGCUAGGGUCCAUUUGGUGAGCUCGAGGUGACACGUGAACAGGCAGAUCACUGGGUUUGUUUGACUUAUCCUGGCACCUGCCUUUAGUGUCUCUUUAGUCUUUGUAAUGUCUUUAUCAUUUGACCAGUGGAUCUCAUGUAUAGUAUCUGUAAUUACGGGUAUUUGAUACUGAAUAAAGUCUAAACAUUCAGUCUGUAAAUACUAGUAAUGAAUUACUUUCCUUGAAAUUAUUUCAGGGACAGCAGAAACUGUUUAACCACUUUGAUGCCUGAUCUGUGCAUGUUCAUUUAUUGUGGAAGGCCAGUUCUGUACCUUGCUCACCCAGAAAAAAGUCUUGUAAAUUUUGGGGGGUUCUUGGGUUUCAUGUUUCUAGAAGACCAACUUGUUCCGAAUAAGAGAAAUAAAUGGUGUUACCAAGAAUGUGCCUGUCACAAGAACUUUGAAAAUACUGGCAAGAUAAGACAUUGUAAAUGAUAUUGUGUCAUGAAAUAAAAGUGUUCAUAGAAAUGUA